Messenger RNA from Chrysochloris asiatica (Cape golden mole), 1743 nucleotides. It is a transcript of the gene NTN3, whose product is annotated as netrin 3. Gene Ontology annotation, molecular function: protein binding. Bases 1 to 1743 code for a protein of 580 amino acids. The record is from RefSeq and is a predicted model, not a curated record. Lineage: Eukaryota; Metazoa; Chordata; Mammalia; Afrosoricida; Chrysochloridae. The transcript has 6 exons.
AUGCCCAGCUGGCCUUGGGGGCUGCUGUUGAUCGCCGGCAUGCUCUUGGCCUUGAGCGCCGGGCCGCCGGCUCCAGGCGACCCCUGCCAUGACGAGGGUGGAGCCCCCCGCGGCUGCGUGCCUGGUUUGGUGAACGCCGCCCUGGGCCGAGACGUGCUGGCAUCCAGCACGUGCGGGCGGCCGGCCACGCGGGCCUGCGACGCCUCGGACCCGCGCAGGGCACACCCAGCCGCCCUCCUGACCGCGGCAGGGGGCACGGCGGGACCCCUGUGCUGGCGCUCUGAUUCGCUGGUGCGCGCGCCCCUCAACGUGACCCUCACGGUACCCCUGGGCAAGGCUUUUGAGCUAGUCUUCGUGAGCCUGCGCUUCUGCUCGCAGCCCCCAGCCUCGGUGGCCCUGCUCAAGUCACAGGACCACGGCCGCAGCUGGGCGCCACUCGGCUUCUUCUCUUCGCGCUGCGCCCUGGACUACGGCCGCCUACCCAGACCUUCCACUGGCCCCGCCGGCCCCGGACCUGAGGCCUUGUGCUUCCCGCCGCCCCAGGCCCAGCCCGAUGGCAGCGGCCUCCUGGCCUUCAGUGUGCAGGACGGCAGCCCGCCAGGCCUAGACUUGGACAACAGCCCUGUGCUCCAGGACUGGGUGACCGCCACAGACAUCCGAGUGGUGCUCACCAGACCCACCAUGCUGCUGGGGGACGCCCGGGACACGGAAGCAGUGGCCCCUUAUACCUACUCAGCUACAGAGCUGCAGGUGGGCGGGCGUUGCAAGUGUAAUGGUCACGCCUCGCAGUGCCUGCUGGACGCCCAGGGCCACCUGGUCUGUGACUGCCGCCACGGCACCGAGGGUCCAGACUGCAGCCGCUGCAAGCCCUUUUACUGCGACAGGCCAUGGCAGAGGGCUACUACCAGGGACGCCCAUGCCUGCCUCGCCUGUUCCUGCAAUGGCCACGCCCGCCGCUGCCGCUUCAAUAUGGAGUUGUACCGCCUGUCAGGCCGUCGAAGUGGGGGCGUCUGCCUCAACUGCCGACACAACACUGCAGGCCGCCACUGCCAUUACUGCAGGGAGGGCUUCUACCGGGACCCUGGCCAAGCCCUGAGUGACCGACGUGCUUGCAGGGCCUGUGACUGUCAUCCAGUUGGGGCUGCAGGCAAAACCUGCAACCAGACCACAGGCCAGUGUCCGUGCAAGGAUGGUGUAACAGGUCUCACCUGCAACCGAUGCGCCCUGGGCUUCCAGCAGAGCCGAUCUCCUGUGGCACCCUGUGUCAAGACCCCUGUUCCCGGGCCCACUGAAGAGAGCAGUCCUGUGGAGCCCCGGGACUGCAAUGCCCACUGCAAACCAGCCCGGGGCAACUACCGUAUCAGCUUGAAGAAGUUUUGCCGGAAGGACUAUGCGGUGCAGUUAGUGGUGAGCGCGCGCGGCGAGGCACGCGGCGCGUGGACGCGCUUCCCGGUGGCAGUGCUUGCAGUGUUCCGGAGCGGGGAGGAGCGCUCGCGGCGCGGAAGCAGCGCGCUGUGGGUGCCUGCGCAGGACGCGGCCUGCGGCUGCCCACGCCUUCUACCCGGCCGCCGCUACCUGCUGCUGGGAGGCGGACCCGGGGCCGCGGCCGGGGGCGCUGGGGGCCGGGGCCCGGGGCUCAGCGCUGCCCGCGGGAGCCUCGUGCUGCCCUGGAGGGAUACAUGGACGCGGCGCCUGCGGAGACUGCAGCGACGCGAGCGGCGAGGGCGCUGCGGAGCGGCCUGA